Anopheles maculipalpis is the source of this 1727-nucleotide messenger RNA. It is a transcript of the gene mRpS30, whose product is annotated as 39S ribosomal protein S30, mitochondrial. Gene Ontology annotation, cellular component: ribosome; mitochondrion; mitochondrial large ribosomal subunit. Lineage: Eukaryota; Metazoa; Arthropoda; Insecta; Diptera; Culicidae. Gene Ontology annotation, molecular function: structural constituent of ribosome. Bases 57 to 1727 code for a protein of 556 amino acids. The transcript has 2 exons. Gene Ontology annotation, biological process: translation. The record is from RefSeq and is a predicted model, not a curated record.
UCGGCACCUUUUUUUUCACCAUUUCAUAACAAACUUACGGAGCCGUACAGUGAAAAAUGUUGUCGCGAAAUUUUCGUCCUAAUUUACUACGCAUAGGUCGCUAUGGCCAACGCGCGUUGGUCACCCGACCUCUUCCAAGCAAAGAGCACGAGUAUACGAAACAACCGCAAUACCCAGCCAUUCAGGAUUUGAGCUAUCCGGCCAAGAAGAAACGCGAACGACAAUCAUGGCAUCAGCGAGUAGCAAAGCUGAGUUCAGUAGAGGAGAAGCUGUUUGAAAUUAACAUGCCCAAAUACUACGGAUACAAAGCGAAUAUGCUGACGGAUGAGAAGUUUCCGUAUAACAUUAAACCUUUCGUACAGUAUGCGACAAGAACUAGCUUUCAAACAGGGUUACCCCAGUUCUAUGAUCCCCUUAAAGAGACAGCAACUAAAAUUUUGGCAACCAUACAAAACGAGCUAGAGGACACGAUUGCAUUUCAACUUUCAAGCUACAGUCAUUUAAUGUGCGACGAAAACGUUUCUGCUAUGGAGAAAGAGGAAAUGGUCACUAGAUCCUUGUUGAUGCAGCUGAAUCGGACCAUAGUCAAUGCACUUGCUCCAGAUUAUAGUCAUUUAAGUGAGAUUGAAACAGAUUUCGAUCCACGUCAUGAAGCAUUUUGGUUCCUGGGAGGCAUUUAUCCCCCGAAGCUAGUACGAAAAAUCAAGGAGAGCAUCGAAUGGCAGAAACAAUAUGCUGACGAUCCGUACGAUCGGAAUAUACAGUACGUGGGUAAACCGUACCUGGCCGUAAGACACAAACAUCUGCUAGAACCCUUGCUGUCGAAGGAUUUAGACUCUCUGGACGUUAAGCAGGAUGACUGCGAAGUACCGGACUACCGAUACGAUCCGCUAGCUUUGGGAUAUAUCACAGACUUCCGGCAUGCUACAACAGUGCCAGGAUUUUGGCCCGGUGAUCAGCAUGAGUUUGGAUUGAUGUCGUUUCAGCGACGAACUCACGCCCUGGAACGCCAUAAGUACUGUGCGUUGAACGAUCUGAAUGAAGCUAUCCAUGCCCAAGGAAUGUUGUCCAGCUUCGCUUGGUUGCUUGGUCAGGCCUGCUAUCAGGGCUUCUCCGUGUUUAACGAUCUAACAUACCCCUUAGUCACCCAGACGGUUGUAACCGAUGGCAAAAACUGGUCAUUUUAUGCGUAUCAGCUUAACACGACGCUACUCCAUUCGGAUCAAGUUGACGUAAACAAUCGCUACAAUCUGUGCUGGGGCACAGACGCUUUACAACUGUAUGAAGCGAUCGACGAGAAUGGUAAAAUGAUCGGCCUUAACAGCGAUGUCCUGCUACAAUUGAUCAUGUUCUACAUUAAUGCACCAAAAGAACGCGCGGAACUGAAUCUAAAGCCAUACCUGUGCCCGACGGAAACGCGAGUCGCAGAUAUUGAGGAUGAAAAUCGGCGAAUGUUCAUGGAGCAAGCGUACAAGCACUUGGUAUCGAAUCGUCCCCGUCACCUGUUGGUGCCAGAAGUGUACCAAUGGGAAAAAAUCUACAAGAUUGACCAUAAAACACGCCCGAUGGAUGCUAAACGUAGACCGUUCGAAUUUGGCGAAAAUAUGUACAAUCGACGGUUGGACGAGCACGCACCGAAAUACAUUCCACGUGCUGUGCGUCCAGGUGGCCCGAAGAGUAGGCCAAAGUUUGAAGCGACGUACUAUCCCAAUGUACGAAGGCAAUGA